Messenger RNA from Microbotryum saponariae, 1907 nucleotides. The record is from the annotation of a GenBank genome assembly. Lineage: Eukaryota; Fungi; Basidiomycota; Microbotryomycetes; Microbotryales; Microbotryaceae.
AUGGCCCAGGCUCGCUCCGCGCGCCUAAGUCCUGGGCCGGGGCGCCCGGCUCACUCCGCGCGCCUAAGUCCGCGCCCGGUUCGCUCCGCGCGCCUAAGUCCUGAGCCGAGCGGAGAGUGGAUUCCUCACACAUCCCCAGCACUCAAUCGGCCCUUCUUGCCUCGUCGUCGUCACGUUCUACUCGUCUCAAGUGUCUCGCCUGUCGCAGCCCUUCGCACCGAGUCGCGGAGUGCCCUACGAGGGCGCAACACCCGCCGCCAGGACCCUGUCGCUCCUGCAAGAAGAAGGAUCACUGGUCUCUCGACUGCAAGAAGGCGCUCGAGGACGGCAAAAAGCCCGACACCGCUGACUCGACCGUCGACUCGCAACACCAUGUCGGAUGUCUCGCCACCGGUCUUCUCGCUCGUCGUCGCCAGCUUCGCAACCACUCUUUUGUCGUCGACUCGGGCGCCACUUCGCACAUGGUCUCGGACAAGUCGCUGUUCACGACCUAUCGCCAUAUCGCUCCUACGAAGAUUGGUGGUAUUGCAGGGGGCAUCAACGCCAUCGGAACGGGAAACAUCGCCUUCAUUGCCGCCUCGGGUCAUCCGAUCACGCUUACCGGCGUGCUGCACACUCCGGGCCUGUUUGUCAAUCUUCUCUCGGUCUCUCGACUUUGCGACACCGACGAUGUCCGUGUCGCCUUCACAAAACACGGCAUCCACAUUGACAAGGACGGCAACGACAUCGCUGAAGGCGCACGACUCGACGAAGGGCUCUACUUGCUGGACGCUGAUCAUUCCAAAUGUCAGCACCUUGCUCUCCUUUCUCGCUCACAGUCGUCCGUGCCCCUGCUGACUCUCCAUCGCUGCCUCGGCCAUCUCGCACCGUCCUCCAUACAGAAGAUGGUUGCCGCUGGUUUGCUGGAGGGUCUCAGGGCCGGAUAUAGUGACGAAGAGGUAGAGAAGUUUGUCUGCAAUGCUUGCCUCAGCGCAAAGGGCCAUCGUCUUCCCUUUCCCGAUUCGGAUUCGCACUCCUCAGAGAGACUCGGCCUUGUACACAGCGAUGUGCUUUCCUUCCCCGAGCGGUCCUUGACUGGCAAACGUUACCUGGUCACAUUCCUUGACGAUUACUCGCGCAAACUCUGGGCCUACGCAAUCGGACACAAAAGCGAAGUCUUCGGCAUAUUCAAAACUUGGCUAGCCGAGGUUGAACUCGAGACGGGUGCGACGCUGAAGGUCCUCCGAACCGACAACGGUGGCGAAUACUGUUCGAGAGCGUUCACAGAGUUCUGCAAGACACGAGGCACCCGUCGACAAUACUCUAUCCCACGCACGCCUCAACAGAACGGUCGUGCAGAGCGGGUCAAUCGUUCCAUUGUCGAAGGCGUCCUUGCCCUCCUUGUCGACGCCCACCUACCCAAGACAUUCUGGGAGGAGGCUGCAGCUUAUUUCGUUUACUGCAAGAACCUGUGUCAACACGCGGCCCUGGACAAGGCAACACCAAACUCCGUCUGGCAGGGUGACCACACCACUGCCUCGGCGCUUCACCCGUUCGGCUGUACAGCUUGGCUUACGGUCGCGCCCGAACUUCGCUCCAAACUCGACCCGAAGGCGGUUCGCGUUUUUUUCACCGGCUACGACCUGGCUUCAAAAGCCUUUCGCUUCUACGACACUACAACACAGAAGAUUAUACUUGGCAGAAAUGCCUAUGAGAUGAUCACCACUACUGUCAGGAGAAGUCGAGAGUCGAACAGAAGUGAUCUAUUUCAGCGUACCUAUGAGAUGAUCACCACUACUGUCAGGAGAAGUCGAGAGUCGAACAGAAGUGAUGAGAAGGAAGCUAAGAAAUGGAAAGGUGGCCCGCGCUGGGAUAUGCCCAGGCGCGGGCGAAAUCGCUGGAGCGCUGAGGCAGUCGCGCGCGGCUAA